Molecule: messenger RNA, 1487 nt
Organism: Carassius carassius (crucian carp)
Lineage: Eukaryota; Metazoa; Chordata; Actinopteri; Cypriniformes; Cyprinidae
Product: cornifelin homolog B-like
Exons: 4
Coding region: 508-888 (126 amino acids)
Source: RefSeq, a predicted model, not a curated record
UCGAAUGAUUCCAUAAAAUGUUCCUCGUGAUUAUAUUAUUCUGGUUAUUAAUUCUGUUGUUGCUGCAAUGAUUUUGGAGUACUCUGAGUUUCAUUCUAGCAAAUAAAACCUUGCAUCUGUACAAAUACUGUGACAUUUCACCUCAUUGUACAUGUUUUAGGUGCUUUCUUAAUUCCAAAAGACACACUACAGAGAUCACAGCACUGUUAACAGUCACUUUACAUUUGGUUCUUCUUGUCAAUUUUUCAAAAUCUAUUGAUCUGGCAUAUUUGUCAUUUUUCUCAUCAAGACUGUGCUCCGGUCUGAUGGGUAAGCAUCAUGCUCUUUGAUAAGCAUCCUUUACUAUGUGCGUAUGUGUGCACGUGUAUGAGAGUGAAUCUACGUCUAGACAUCCCCGACCUCCGACCUCCCUCUCUAAAUAAAAGACAGCAUCCUCCUCUCAAAUGUCAGUCACUUGCUCAACUUGCCUCUCUCUCCCAGAUUUCUUAAAAUUGAAAAAGAUCCAUCAUGGCGUCCAAGAUGGUGGUUCAGCAGCCCAAGCCAUUGGUCGUGGCUGCUGCAUCAGACCAGUGGAGCACCAGCAUCUGCGAAUGCGACAACGUCAACGAGUGUUGUUUCUCUGUGUGGUGUUUCCCUUGCUUUGCGUGCAUCACAGCCAGAGAUCAUGGAGAAUGUCUCUGCCUCCCUCUCCUGGACAGCUGCGGGUGUAUUCCCCCGAUCACUCUCUCCAUGAGGGUUUCCACACGCCGGCGGUACGGUAUCACGGACUCUAUCUGUAAUGACUGUGUGUACUCUUACUUCUGCGGACCGUGCUCGUGGUGUCAGAUCAGACGGGAGAUGAAGGCCAGACUCCAUCCUAUCACUCUGUUCAACAACAGGCCCACCUAGAGAUCGCCAGCAUCAUCCUCAUGCACCUUCAGUAUCAUUUUCACAGUACAUUCUCUAAAGCACACUUUGUCCUUAUCGGAUCACAUUGUUUCAGUUCAAAAAACAAAAAAACAAAGACUUGCUUGUUCCGCAGUUGUAAUCACAGUCACAGAUCUUGAUCUUCCUCCCACACAAGCUGACCUGGGAUCAGCCCUUGGGCAAGACACUGUAGUGGAAUGUGUUUUGCAUAUUGAUGGCGUACAACUUUAUUCCCGGAGGUGAAGAAUUCUGAAGAAUGGAUUCUCCUAAGAAAUACUCUGAUUUGGGAUUUUAAUGUUGCCACAUGUUUAGUGUCACUAGAUUGUUUUGAUCUCCUUUCGUUUUUAGAGACUUCAUUCUUUCCAAUGUACCUCACCACAUCUUAUAUUUAAAUGAAUAUGCAUCAUGUGAUUUUCACUGUAGUUAGUUAGUUGUUGUUAUAUUGAGCCAUUGAUAUUUACACUAGAGGUUUGAUAUUACUGAAAGAUGUUUUAUUGUGUGUUUUUGCAGGCAUGUAAAUGAUUGAAUGUAGAAAAUACAAAAUUAUGUUAGGACACUCAAUAAAGCUGAUCAAAAACAUA